Messenger RNA from Brassica oleracea var. oleracea, 1573 nucleotides. RefSeq names its product lactosylceramide 4-alpha-galactosyltransferase. Lineage: Eukaryota; Viridiplantae; Streptophyta; Magnoliopsida; Brassicales; Brassicaceae. The record is from RefSeq and is a predicted model, not a curated record. Bases 184 to 1419 code for a protein of 411 amino acids. The transcript has a single exon.
GCGCUAGUAUAAUAUUCAACAGAAAGUUUAAAGACCAUAAAGUCUACAUUGAGUUGUUUAUUUUUCAAAACCCCCAAAGCUAAAACAAGAAAUGAAACUAAUACAAUAGUAAUGGUUUCCUUCUCAUCUGUCUAAAGUUUUUCUUUUAUAUCUUCUUGUUUCCAACUUAGUUUUGCGUUCCUCAUGGAUCAUGAUAUCGAGAAGAGAGUGAUUGAUCACAGACGACUAAACCAAUCAUCACUUUUCACCGCGUUUGCGUUCAGCUUUAUAACUCUGAUCGCGGUUACCACGUUGGUUCUAAUGUCUAAUUUCUCGAUGCAGCCGCAGAGGGAUUUCUCAGAGGUGAAGAUAGAGAUCAAGAGAGUGAUUCCACAGCCACACUUACCUCUGAGCUCCGAGGACGAAAGUAAAAGCAAGAAAGUGGUGAUGACUUCUCCUAACCCUAACAUCACUACUGUAAACAAAAAGAUCCUAGUACUUAUCGAGAUGUUCAGUGGAGAUAACUUGUCUGACAAGUUUCAAAGGAAGGCCAAUGAGUUUGUCGGAGAUUCUGGAUGCGAAGUCAACUUCGUCAUGACAUGGAUAUCACCAGCUGAUUUGUUCGGAAAGAGAGAGGUCUUAGCUAUUGAAAGUGUCUUCAAGUCUCAUCCUCAUGGUUGCUUGAUGAUCCUAUCAGCAACCAUGGAUUCUCCUCAAGGUUAUACAACCUUGAAGCCGUUUCUUGAUCGUGGUUACAAAGUUGUUGCAGUCACGCCGGAUCUGCCUUUUCUACUCAAAGGAACCACCGGAGAAAAGUGGCUAGAAGAAAUAAGAAGCGGGAAAAGAGAUCCGGGAAAGAUAUCAUUGGCUCAGAAUCUGUCAAACCUCAUGAGGCUUGCCUACUUGUACAAAUACGGAGGUGUUUACUUAGACACCGACAUGAUCCUUCUCAAAAGCUUCAAAGGGCUUAACAACAUUAUUGGAGCUCAGACGCUUGACCCUUCCUUCACAAACUGGACGAGAUUGAACAACGCGGUGCUAAUAUUCGACAAGAACCAUCCUCUCUUGCUCAAAUUCAUCGAGGAAUUCGCUCGAACUUUCAAUGGAAACGUAUGGGGAUACAACGGACCGUACCUGGUUUCUCGAGUGGCGACUAGAGCAGCAGUGGAGGAGGAGUACAACAACUUCACCGUCAUGCGACCUUCUGCGUUCUAUCCAGUGAACUGGCUAGAGAUAGAGAAGUUCUUCAAGGUGCCAAAGACGGAGAAAGAGUCGAAAUGGGUCAAGGUCAAGCUUCUUCAGAUGCAGAGGAGAAGCUAUGGGUUGCAUCUUUGGAAUAAAUUUAGCAGAAAGUUUGAAAUCGAACAAGGGAGUGCCAUGUGGAGAUUAGUAUCAGACCAUUGUAUAAUCUGUCAAAUCGGUUCUGCAUCAUCAUCAUAGUCUUUUGUUUGUAUAAUUGUAUUUGUUCAGAGUUCAGUUGCACUGUUUAUAAGCUUGCUGUAUUGUAAGGGCAACAUUAUCAAUAGGUCCCCAAAUGAAAGUCCCCAAAUGAAUAGUACAAGGACUCACAGGGACUCACCUCAUUUGUCCCUUA